Camarhynchus parvulus is the source of this 2589-nucleotide messenger RNA. It is a transcript of the gene MAPKAPK2, whose product is annotated as MAPK activated protein kinase 2. The coding region runs from base 238 to 1413 and encodes 391 amino acids. The record is from RefSeq and is a predicted model, not a curated record. The transcript is spliced from 10 exons. Gene Ontology annotation, biological process: intracellular signal transduction; peptidyl-serine phosphorylation; cellular response to vascular endothelial growth factor stimulus. Lineage: Eukaryota; Metazoa; Chordata; Aves; Passeriformes; Thraupidae. Gene Ontology annotation, cellular component: cytoplasm; nucleus. Gene Ontology annotation, molecular function: calcium/calmodulin-dependent protein kinase activity; calmodulin binding; ATP binding.
GGAGGAGGAGGAGGAGGACGACGAGGAGGAGGAGCCGCCGCCGCACCGGAGCCAUCGCUCUUGUCGGGGCCGGGGCGCACCGGCGGGGGGCGGCGGCGGCGGCGGCGCUGCUGCUUCACCCCCCGCACCCCCGGCCCGUCCCGCACGGCCCGCGGGGCUCCUCCGCCCUCCCUCCCGCUCGGUGGAGCUUUCCCGGAGCCCUCCCCGAGCCCGCCCGGAGUCCGCCCGGUGCCCGCCAUGCUCUCCGGGGCGCCGCCGCCGCCCGCCGGCUUCCCCAGCCCGGCCCCGCCGCCGCAGCCGCCGCCGCCGCCGCCGCCCGCCGCUCCCCCGCACGGGCCGCCGCCGUUCCCGGGCAAGGGCGGCCUGCAGAUCCGGAAGAAUGCCAUCACGGACGACUACAAGGUCACCACGCAAGUGCUGGGGCUCGGCAUCAACGGGAAAGUUUUGGAGAUCUUCAGUAAGAAGAGCGGCGAGAAGUUCGCGCUCAAGAUGCUGCAGGACUGCCCCAAGGCCCGCAGGGAGGUGGAGCUGCACUGGCGAGCGUCGCAGUGCGCGCACAUCGUGCGCAUCAUGGACGUCUACGAGAACCUCUACCAGGGGAGGAAGUGUCUGCUCAUCGUCAUGGAGUGCUUGGAUGGUGGGGAGCUCUUCAGCCGCAUCCAGGACAGGGGAGACCAGGCCUUCACAGAACGGGAGGCUUCGGAGAUCAUGAAGAGCAUUGGGGAAGCCAUCCAGUACCUGCACUCGAUCAACAUCGCGCACCGGGACGUGAAGCCGGAGAACCUCCUGUACACCUCCAAGAGGCCCAACGCCGUGCUGAAACUCACCGACUUCGGCUUCGCCAAGGAAACCACCACGCACAACUCGCUGGCCACACCCUGCUACACGCCCUACUACGUGGCCCCAGAAGUGCUGGGCCCAGAGAAGUACGACAAGUCCUGUGACAUGUGGUCCCUGGGUGUCAUCAUGUAUAUUCUGCUGUGCGGGUACCCCCCCUUCUACUCCAACCACGGGCUGGCCAUCUCUCCUGGCAUGAAGAAGAGGAUCCGAAUGGGCCAGUACGAGUUCCCCAACCCCGAGUGGUCCGAGGUGUCAGAGGAAGUGAAGCAGCUGAUCCGAAACCUGCUGAAGACAGACCCGACCCAGCGCAUGACGAUAACGGAGUUCAUGAACCACCCCUGGAUCAUGCAAUCCAUGCAGGUGCCCCAGACCCCGCUGCACACCAGCCGUGUGCUGAAGGAGGAGAAGGACCUGUGGGAGGAUGUGAAGGAGGAGAUGACCAGUGCCCUGGCCACCAUGAGAGUGGACUACGAACAAAUCAAGAUCAAGAAAAUCGAGGAUUCCUCGAACCCUCUGCUGAUGAAGAGGAGGAAGAAAGCCAACCCCCCCGAGCCCACCACGCUGCCCCACUGAGGGCCCUGCCCACCAGCCCUCCAGAAAGCAAUAACUAUAAAUAUAUAUAUAUAUAUAUUUUUUAAGGAAAAAAAAAGACAAAAAGAAACAGACUGUUCUAUCGAGCGCAUGGAAUUCAGACAUUUAUACCAGACUAGUUAUUUUUAGCUACUCACCUGUGUUUCUGACCUUUCUGGAGCAGGUGGUGAGAUCCUCCCCCUCAGAUCCACACCUGCACCCAGGGAUUUUUUUUUGUCCUGUAGGUGAACGCCGCCAAUAAUUGGAUUUUUAUUUUUCUUUUGUGAAACAGUUUUGAUUUAUAUAUAUAUAUUUUUUUUUUCUUUUCCUCCUCCUUCCUUCCAAAGACAUGGAAACUCCUGUGGUGACCUUUUUAGGGUAUAUUACAUAUAAAUAUUUUUUAAAAACUACUGUAGAGCUGAAACCCAGACAGUGUGUUCCCUGUGUGGAUGCUGGUUAGAGACAGGCUCCAGGGAAGGAGAGCUGCUCUCCCCCGUGUCCUGCUGCCCUGGGGGGGGUCCCAAAUCAAGCACAGGAGCCACAAAGCAGCGCCCCAGCCCUCCCUGGGGGUUUACCUGGCAGCGCUGUCUGUCUGUCCGUGCGGGGUGUGUGUCUGUCCGUGGGCCUGCAGCUGCUCUGGCUGCCCCUGCGUGGCCUGGGAUGCAGCUCUGACCUCAGGGGGGGCUCUGCUGUCCCCCCAGCUCUGCAGGGAUGUGUGCCCCCCUCACCCUGUGCCCAGCAUGGGGGGGUCCCUGGGGACAGCGGGUGCCAGGGCAGGGCUGGGGGUGGCACAGCUGGAGCCAGCUUGGCAGCACUGACCCCUCCCCUGGCUGGGAAUGGGGGUGCUGCAGCCCCCCCAGUGUGGCUCCUGCAGCUGCUCUGAAGUCUUUAGUCCAUGGAUGAUGAUGAUGACGACGAUGAUGAUGAUGAUUAUUAUUAUUAUUAUUUUGUCACGAUGUUUCACUUCGUUACAUGUGUUUGAAUGGGGAAAAACGAUUUUUUAAGGUUUAGUUUUUAGGUGAUCUUUUUAGACACUGUAUGGAAUUUUAAUUUGUUUUGAAAACUGGUUUUUAUCCCCCCCCCUUUUUUUUUUUUAAUUUUUUUUAAUUGUUUUUGUCUGUUGGCUUAUACUAAUCUUCCCAGUCUGCUCUUCAGUCCUUUGGAUUAAAGACACUUAAA